Messenger RNA from Coffea eugenioides, 1499 nucleotides. RefSeq names its product mitochondrial substrate carrier family protein ucpB. The transcript has 9 exons. Lineage: Eukaryota; Viridiplantae; Streptophyta; Magnoliopsida; Gentianales; Rubiaceae. The record is from RefSeq and is a predicted model, not a curated record. The coding region runs from base 176 to 1117 and encodes 313 amino acids.
AAGCACAGCCUAAUCUAUAUCCCUUCCUACCUUCCUAACCUACAUGCUUUCCUUUUGCUCACCGCUCUCUUUUAACUGUCCAAAUCAAGAGCCACAACAAACUGUUUUCCCGUGGCCGUAUGGCCUCAAAGCCGGCAGGUUGUGAAUAACCACCAGGGCCCCAAGGAAAUCGAGAAUGGCUGCCAGCUCUGCUUCCGGGGAAAAUCCCAUCUCAGGGUUGAAGAAGGUGAAGGAGGGGCAUGUUUGGGGGAUCCCGAUAUCUACUAUUGUUUCUCACUUCGGUACGAGUGGAAUUUCUGUUGCUGCUGCCACUGGCAUCACCCACCCUUUAGAUGUUCUUAAGGUGAGGCUGCAAAUGCAGCUUGUUGGCCAGAGAGGUCCCUUAAUUGGAAUGGGAGGACUUUUUGUUCAAUUAGUCAAAAGUGAGGGGAUGAAGUCCUUGUAUCUGGGAUUAACACCUGCAUUAACAAGGUCAGUUCUUUAUGGUGGUCUCCGUUUAGGCUUAUAUGAACCAUCAAAAUAUGUCUGUGAAUUGGCUUUUGAGUCCACCAAUAUCUUGGUGAAGAUUGCUUCUGGAGCAUUUUCUGGUGCCAUUGCUACAGCACUGACCAAUCCAGUGGAAGUCUUGAAGGUACGAUUACAGAUGAAUGCAACUUCAAGCAAAGGACCACUACACGAACUCCAGAAGAUUGCUCAUGAAGAGGGCAUGGCUGCUCUUUGGAAGGGGAUUGGUCCUGCCAUGACUAGAGCUGCUGCAUUGACUGCCUCUCAACUGGCAACUUAUGAUGAAUCCAAGCAGGCACUAAUGAGGUGGACUCCUCUUGAAGAAGGAUUUUAUCUGCAUUUAAUCUCAAGUACGAUAGCAGGUGCAGUCAGCACCCUUAUGACUGCUCCCAUGGACAUGGUUAAAACCCGUCUUAUGUUGCAACGAGAAUCUAAGCAAGUUGGAAUGUAUAAAAAUGGAUUUCAUUGUGCGUAUCAGGUUCUGCGUACAGAAGGUCCUCGGGGGCUCUACAAAGGAGGCCUCACCCUUUUUGCAAGAUUGGGACCCCAGACUACAAUCACCUUCAUAAUCUGUGAAAAGCUACGUGAGCUUGCAGGAUUGAAGGCAAUCUAGGUUACAAGAUAUUCUUCUAUCUAGCAAAGGAGCUAGAGUUUACAUUAUUUGGACGCUAUGCUUAUAUACAUUUUUAAGAUACACAAAUAGAACUCUUCGGUCCUGAACCAGGAGAUUACAAACUGCCUCACUAAUUCAGUAUCUUCCUCAUGCUAGAGUUGCUUCCAAUUGUCAUUUUCACAUACUUAUAGCCCAUUUUUGCUUCAAUAUCUGAUAGCAUUAUCAAUUUUUAUGAUUGUUUUGAUCUGUAAGGCCUGCUUAUUUUCUUUGUAAAGCAGCAGCAUUCGCCCUUGUACUCGCACAUUUUUUUCGUCAUUGUAACGAUUAACUAUUGAAUCGAUAGUAAUAUAUUGAUGAUCUCGUGGAGUUUGAUAAUAUGUAA